ACACAGUCAGCACCACCUACCACUAGCACUCAGGCACAAACAGCUCCCCCGACAGGCGUAGUUCCUGGAACCAAGUAUGCUGUCCCUGACACUUCUACCUACCAAUAUGAUGAAUCUUCAGGAUAUUAUUAUGAUCCUAUAACAGGGCUCUACUAUGAUCCUAAUUCCCAGUAUUACUACAAUGCCUUAACCCAGCAGUACCUUUACUGGGAUGGCGAAAAGGAGACCUACAUGCCUGCUGCGGAAGGUGUCACAUACCAACAGACAGCUGCCACAACCACCACCAAAGAAGUGAAGGAGAAGAAAGAGAAGCCUAAGAGUAAAACAGCUCAACAGAUUGCCAAAGACAUGGAGCGCUGGGCAAAGAGUUUGAACAAGCAGAAGGAGAACUUCAAGAAUAGCUUCCAGCCACUGAGUACCAGGGAGGAGGAGCGGAAGGAGUCGGCAGCUGCAGAUGCAGGCUUUGCGCUCUUUGAGAAAAAGGGAGCUUUGUCUGAGAGGCAGCAGAUCUUGCCAGAGGUGAUGAAAAACGGAGAUGAUGAAAAUCCCCUGAAGCGUGGCCUUGUGGCUGCCUACAGUGGUGAUAGUGAUAAUGAUGAGGACUUGCUGGAAAGAAUGGAGAAUGAGGAAGAGAAGCUGACCGACUGGAAGAAGAUGGCUUGUCUGCUGUGUCGAAGGCAGUUCCCAAAUAAAGAUGCUCUGAUUCGGCACCAGCAGCUGUCUGACUUGCACAAGCAAAACAUGGACAUCUACCGGAGGUCAAAGCUUUCAGAGCAGGAACUUGAAGCUUUGGAGCUGCGUGAGAGAGAGAUGAAAUACAGAGACAGAGCGGCUGAGAGGCGGGAGAAGUACGGCAUCCCAGAGCCCCCUGAGCCCAAGCGCAAGAAGGCCUACGAUGCUGGCACAGUUAAUUAUGAGCAGCCCACCAAAGAUGGCCUGGACAACAGUAAUAUAGGCAACAAGAUGCUGCAGGCCAUGGGCUGGAGGGAAGGUUCAGGCUUGGGAAGAAAAUGUCAGGGCAUCACAGCACCCAUUGAGGCCCAAGUACGAAUGAGAGGAGCUGGUUUGGGAGCCAAGGGCAGCUCCUACGGUGUCUCCACUGCAGAUUCGUACAAAGACGCGGUGCGGAAAGCCAUGUUUGCUCGCUUCACAGAGAUGGAGUAAUGCACUCUGGGCCCGGAAAGCACUUGUUAGCCAGAACUGACUGUUAAACUCUGUAGCCUGGCUGUAUUCUGGUUAUGGUUUAAAGUUGACCAUUUCAUUCCCUUGGACUUUUUCCCCUCUCAGCAUGUAACACUUCCAUGAGCAGAUGGUUUGAACUGCCCCAACGUCAUGCU
Messenger RNA from Mesitornis unicolor (brown roatelo), 1337 nucleotides. Its product is annotated as RNA-binding protein 5-like. Gene Ontology annotation, cellular component: nucleus. Gene Ontology annotation, biological process: mRNA splicing, via spliceosome. The transcript has 10 exons. Gene Ontology annotation, molecular function: RNA binding. The annotation marks the transcript as partial. The record is from RefSeq and is a predicted model, not a curated record. Lineage: Eukaryota; Metazoa; Chordata; Aves; Mesitornithiformes; Mesitornithidae.